AUGACCGUCUUCAAGAACAUCCUGCUCAUUGACGCCACGGGAUCGAUUGGCAGCGUCGUGCUAGAUGCGCUCGAGAAAGAGUCCAUCUUCACCCUGACUGUGCUGCAACGCGCCUCAUCCAAGUCUCAACUGCCAGCCCACCUGAACGUCGUCACGGUCCCAGACUCAUAUCCUACAGAUGCACUGGUCGCCGCGUUCAAAGACCAGGACGUCAUCGUCAACUGCAUGACAUCGCUGUCUGUCGCAGACCAGUUUCGCAUGGUGGACGCCGGCAUCAUUGCUGGAGUCAAACACUACGUCCCAAGCGAGUAG
This is a messenger RNA of Anthostomella pinea, 312 nucleotides long. The record is from the annotation of a GenBank genome assembly. NCBI's taxonomy places the organism in Eukaryota, Fungi, Ascomycota, Sordariomycetes, Xylariales, Xylariaceae.